Thecamonas trahens ATCC 50062 is the source of this 584-nucleotide messenger RNA. RefSeq lists its product as uncharacterized. Lineage: Eukaryota; Apusomonadida; Apusomonadidae. The annotation marks the transcript as partial. The transcript has a single exon. The record is from RefSeq and is a predicted model, not a curated record.
GCCGUCGCCGCAGCCGUCGCCGCAGCCGUCGCCGCAACCCGAACCCGCGGCGGAGGAGACGCCGAUGCUGUACUACGACGAGGCCGGGAACCUUGUCGAUGCCGAGGGAUUCCUUGUCGACGAGUUUGGGACUCGUCUCGAGGGCCAGGGCGAGGAGGCACCAAUGCUCUACUACGAUGAGGCCGGCAACCUGGUUAACGCCGACGGCGUGCCUGUCGACGAGUACGGAACGCCGCUUGCUGAUGCUGCUUCUGCGGCGGCCGAGGCACCUGCCGACGCCGACACCGAGGGACCGAUGCUGUUCUACGACGAGGCUGGCAACCUGGUUAACGCCGAGGGCGUGCCGGUGGACGAGUACGGCACACCGCUUGACGACGCUGCUGCGGCUGCCCCGGCAAGCUGGAGCGUCGGCGAUGCCGUUGUUGCCAUUUACGCCGACGACGGCCAGUACUACAACGCGUCGAUCACAGCCGUCCACGGCAACGGCACCUUUGACGUUCUUUAUGUCGACUACGGGACCGGGGCAACCGUGACCGAGGCCGAGAUCGCGUACCCGGCCGAGUAAACUCUACGCGGAAGCCAGA